UUCUCAUGGGCGGGGCUUCUCUGCAUCCCUGAUUGGUAAUUGGCUCCUGUUGAGUGAGUGACAGAUCCAUAAGGUGGUUGUUUACCACAACGCUUCUCAUGCUGGGGUCGGGCAGUUUAUCAAACAGAGAACAGAAGCCUGUGAUCAGCACCAUUGUCAGAGAAGCGCCAAGCAUCAUGGGUAACCAAAAGCUACUGAUCCUUUGGGUGUGGAUGUUACUGGUCGCAACGUUGUGUCCUUGGGCCAACUGCAAACGUGGAGGAGGUUUUGGCAGCAGGGGUAAAGGAGGGGGUCUAGGGGCCAAAGCGCCCCCCUCCCAGAGCAAAGGAUCAUCGCGGCAGGGACUAAAACUGGCAGGUGCUGCAGCCGCAGGGGCCAUCGGAGGAGCGGCCAUCGGGUACGGCCUGGGUUCUUUGGGCAGGCCGAGGUACGGCUACUCUGAAGAGGACAGGCGCUAUUACUACCCUGAUGGACGUGAAUACUACAAUGGCUCAGACUGGAGGUAUAACAAAAACGCGGCUGGCGCGGAGCGCAUGGCCAGUAUCCUCAUAUCACUUGCAACAGUGACACACAUCUUCAUGUGGAACUGAAUUACAGGUUGCUGCGAUUAAGAAACUACGUAGUUUCGAAAAGUUUGCAUUUUCAGCAAAUGCUGGAAAUUAUUAAGAGGAAAACACUGAGAUCUUACUCGUAUAUGCAUUUGAUGAUGAAUAAUACUUAUUUAGGACUGAGCAGAUAGAAAAUGUUAUUAUGGCAGAUAUGUUUCAGUUCAAGGUACACAAAAUGUAUAUUUUCAUAUCAUUGUUUUGAAAGUGCAUUCAUUUGAAGUUGGGCAGUGGUAAAAUUAUUGAAUUUAUUUUUAUUUAUGUUUAGUUAGUGAUGAUUGUCAGUUUCAAUCAUUUAAGGUGAACAUGGAUUUAAUUUUUAAGGCAUUUAUUAUGUUUGCUAAUACAUCUGAAAACGUUUUGAUUUAAGGGCUGAUAUUUAAGUGCAUUCUCUAAUACUAUUUUAUGCCAAAUUUGUGAAUAUUGUAGUGUUGUAAAAAUAAACUGAAGAUUUAAAUCUACUGUAUUCUAGUGAUGUCAGCUGUCGGUUUCAGAGUUCAAUCAUGUAAGGGUUUAAAUAAACAGUUUUUCAUGUA
This is a messenger RNA of Misgurnus anguillicaudatus (oriental weatherfish), 1141 nucleotides long. RefSeq names its product shadow of prion protein 2 (gene sprn2). Lineage: Eukaryota; Metazoa; Chordata; Actinopteri; Cypriniformes; Cobitidae. The record is from RefSeq and is a predicted model, not a curated record. Gene Ontology annotation, cellular component: membrane. Gene Ontology annotation, biological process: protein homooligomerization.